AUGUGGGUAGGAAGCAUGAUCCAAAAUAGUGGAUUUGCAACCAGUAAUGCCAUGGAAGUCAUCUAUGAUGAAGUUUAUAAUAAUGGUAUCCCCAAUUCACUUUAUAUCGAAUAUGUUGUCCCUGGUGAUCCCACGAAUGGAUUUGGAGUUGUUUUGGAUACUGGUGGAACUAAAAAUUAUGGAAAUAUGCAAAGAGCAGUUCGAUUAUGGUCUGAAGGUAAACCAUUUAAUACUUAUCAAGGUAGUAAGAAUUAUACUGGGAAAUCUUAUUGUGUUUUAGAUUGGGCCGAUAGAAAAACGAUUGUUAAUGAUCCAGGAGCAGGGACAUGUGAUUAUGUGAAAUUACAACUGGGAGUUGCAAUUACUACUACUGCAGGUAUUGAUAGUGAAAGUAUAGAUGCAUAUAAUCCAAGUUUGAAUUUUAGUAAUUUACAACCAGGACAACCAGUUUGUAAAUCAGUUGGUAUUUUACCUGAUUUAGCACCAAAACCAAAUGCAAAUGGGACAUGUUUCACCUAUACAAUCAAGAGUGGUGAUAGUUGUGCAGCCAUCAUAGCUCCAUAUUAUCCCCUUUCAACCACUAAUUUAACCACCUAUAAUUCUGCAAAUUUGGCUUGGUUCGGUUGUGAUAAUCUUAUAGUUGGUAAUUCAAUGUGUUUAUCUUCCGGAACACCACCAGCACCAACAGUUAACCCAUCUGCCGUAUGUGGACCAAAUGCUCCUGGAACUUGGACUACUCCUCCAACAUGUCCAAAUAAUGGAUGUUGCAGUAUAUAUGGACAAUGUGGAGAUUCUGCCGACGUUUGUGAACCUAGCGUAUGUUAUUCCAAUUGUGGAUAUGGAACAUUACCUACUGAAUUUGCCACUAGUUUUAAACAAGUUGGAUAUUGGUUAGAUGAUACUGGUGGUAGUCUUGACUAUAAUGUAAAUAAUAUUAAUACUACUCAAUAUGAUAUUAUUCAUUAUUCAUUUGCAACCAUAAAUUCCGAUCUUUCAUUAUCUGUUGGUGCUGGAUUCCAAGAUUUUUUAAAUUUAACUAAUGUUAAAAAAGUUGUUGCCAUCACGGGAUUACCUGCCAGUGAUUCUGCUACUGUUUCAGUUGAAGAUGGUGAUGAUACAACCGUACUGCAAAUGUUUUCACUUGCAGUUUCUAGUUCUGCCAAUAUUGAUACAUUUGCUACUAAUAUUGUUAAUUUCAUUCAACAAUAUAAAUUAGAUGGUGUUCAUUUAGAUUGGGAAUAUCCAGCUUCAACUACUGAUGGGGCUAAUUAUAAUUUAAUCUUCAAAACUAUCAAAUCCAAAAUGUCAACAUUAGUUUCAAUUUCAUUACCAGCUUCAUAUUAUUAUCUUCAAUAUUAUCCCUUAAAAGAUUUCGAUAAAAAUAUGGAUUAUUUCAUCUUAAUGAAUUAUGAUUAUUUCGGACAAUGGGAUUAUUCCACCGGAACAGGAGUUGGUUGUCAUGUUGAUAAAAACAUAACUAUUGAAUCAAUUGAAAUGAUAGUUAAAUCAGGAAUCAAUACCAAGAAAUUAUAUGGAGGUGUUGCAAAUUAUGGAAGAACAUUCCAAUUAAACUCCACCAGUUGUAAUACUUAUGGAUGUCCAUUCACCGGACCAAAUUCUGGAGCAAUCCCAGGUCCAUUAACUGAUUUUGCUGGAUUUAUGAGUGAGAAUGAAUUAUUAGCAAUUAAUAAAUCUACUAGAACCAGAUGGAGUGAUGCUGAUUCUCAUUGUGAUAUUAUGACUUAUGAAGAUGGUACUAAUUGGGCUGCAUGGAUGAAGGCUGCUGAACGUACUAAUUUGAUUGAAUGGUAUCAACAGAUUGGACUUGGUGGAAGUGCGUUAUGGGCCCUUAAUUAUGAUUUACCUGUAAGUUGA
Messenger RNA from Hemisphaericaspora subhashii, 1875 nucleotides. RefSeq lists its product as uncharacterized. The record is from RefSeq and is a predicted model, not a curated record. The coding region runs from base 1 to 1875 and encodes 624 amino acids. NCBI's taxonomy places the organism in Eukaryota, Fungi, Ascomycota, Pichiomycetes, Serinales, Debaryomycetaceae. Gene Ontology annotation, molecular function: chitin binding. The transcript has a single exon. Gene Ontology annotation, biological process: carbohydrate metabolic process.